Molecule: messenger RNA, 1605 nt
Organism: Trypanosoma rangeli
Lineage: Eukaryota; Euglenozoa; Kinetoplastea; Trypanosomatida; Trypanosomatidae
Exons: 1
Coding region: 1-1605 (534 amino acids)
Source: RefSeq, a predicted model, not a curated record
AUGCAACGCCGUUUGGCCGUGAGGCAUUGUACGCAGCGAACACCGCAGCUGUCAUGCCGCCGGAUGCUUUCCUUUGCUUUUCCUUUGCGGCAGAGUCAACACGGCUUCGGCUGCUACACUGCGAGGGCCACGGCGCUGUGUAGCAUGAGGCGGUGGGUGGCGACGACGGGGGCGUCCACCGCGGCACCCGCCUCCAUGCCGGUGGCGCCGCCGCACAUGUCGUUGGAGACGCCUGUGGAUACUGCAGUCGGCCCGGAGGGUGCCCUCCCUGUGACGUACACGCCAGGGUCCGGCCCAAGCGGGGCUCUUGCAGCCCCCACGACAGCCAUUACAGCUCGCUGCGAUGUGUUGUCGGAGUGUCUCGCCAAGGCCGAUGAGUUGGCGAUGCAGCUGAAGGCGCAGGAUGCGCUGGGGGCAAGCGCAGAGAUUCUUACGCAGGAGGGGAUGGAGGAAUUUGUGGAUGAGCUGAAGACAUCUGCGACGAGUCAAAUAACGGCGCUUGUGGAGCAAAUGCAAAAAACACCGCUGCUGCAGCAGGCCGGUAUGCAUGAGCUGCGGCGUACACUUUACUACACCACCUCGUUAAAGGAACGAGACUGGUUGGAGGAACCAAAAUACAUUGCAGCGAUGCGUAUGUUGACUGUGGAACUCUUGCGACGCGAUAAGGAUGGCGUGCUCUCCGCGGACGAUGUGUUGUACGUCUCAACGCAUAUUGUCUCAUCCAACUUCUACAACCGUCACUUAUGGAACCGCAUGGAAAAAGCCAUGCUUAAAUUUAGCAACUACGAAAACAUUGACAUGGCCUCUAUCAAGGCCUUUUCAACGAAGCUUUUUAAAACCCGACGCGGCUGCGCAAAAGAGACGCUAGACAUUCGUCGAAAGAUUUUACUGGCCAUGUCGCACCGUGUUGGGGUGCUUGCCAACGACUUUGAUCUUCCUUCAUUGCUGGGCAUCUUGCAGUGUUACACCGUGCAUGAUUUAACGCCGUUUCACCUAGAACCCCUCGCGAUACGUGCGACCAACCACGUCAGUGACUUCACCCCGCACGAGUGUGCGACGCUGUCACACGUGCUGCGUAAGUGGCGCAACAUGCGACUAGAGGUGUGCGAACGGCUGGUGGAGCGCAUCUGCACUGCCGACCAGCUCACGCAUCACAUGGCCAACGCCGCGAUGAUAAGCAUUCGCAACUGCUACAACAAGGUGAGCGAUGGUGGGCGCAAUGCCAUGAACGCCGAGCCCACGCGGCAAAAGCUGCGGGCCAUGGGCGAACAAGUGGGCUGCCGCCUGGAUGAGGUGGAGUACCCCGCACUGCCCGUCAUCCUUCGUAUUCUUGACGUCAUUGUCACGCUAAAAAUCUAUGUCCCCAAGAAGAGUCUGCAGACAAUUUUUUCGCAGGCUAACGACAUGCUCGCUGUGGUGAUGGAGCAGAAGGACGAUUUGGUCGACCCAAAGACGGGUAAGCGCGUGCGCCCCAUCACAGCCGAGGAGGGACGACAACUGCAAGCCCUGCUCUCACACUACGGCAACGACCUUGCACCGGAGCUGGCGCAGCGGCUUAGGGAGGCAUUUCGAGAAGGCAUGCUUCCGGAUGAAGCGUCACUAUAG